GAGGAGGAGGAGGAGGAGCAGCCGGCAGCGCUCCCGGCUCGGGCACAGCAGGUGGAGCGGCCGCCGGACAUGGAGGGGCUGAGCCAGCGCUGCCCGCUGCCCCCCGCCUGCCAGGGCUGCCCCCGGCCCGGCCGCGGCACCGUGCUGCUGGUGCUGGGGCUGCUGGUGCUCACGUACCCCCUGCUCUGGGGCCUGGCUCUGCAGCUGCACUCGGCUGUCACCGGCACCUACGUCCCAGGGACAAACUCCAUCGCCUUCGUCAGCUGCCUCAACGAGCAGAUCGCCAGGGACAUCGCCAGGGCCAUCAUGGAUAAGAGACUGGCUGCUUACGUGAACAUCCUGCCCCAGAGCUCGGCCUUGUAUUUCUGGAAAGGGGAACUGGAAGAAUCCACUGAAAUACUGCUGCUGGUGAAAACAAGGACGUCCAAAAUAGGGGAAUUGUCCAACUACGUCAGAUCCAUCCAUCCCUUUGAGAUGCCCGAAAUCAUCAGCCUGCCCAUUGAGCAAGGGAACCCUGUCUACCUCAAAUGGAUAGAGGAGAACGUCCCACGGGACUGAGUGCUGCUCGUUUUUGGGGAGCCGGGACCCUCUGGGGUGUGCUGGGAGCCCGGAGUUUGGGGUGGGGACCCUCCUCUCCUCGGGCUGAGCUGGGGAGGGCCGCCAGCACCGAACUGUGGAUGAGGACGGGCGGAGAUGUCCCUGUCAGGACAGUCGGGAUGUGCCCGGGCACCCGGCCGUGCCACCCCCGCCUGCUCUGCUGGAGCCCCGCAGAGCCCCGGCAAGCAGCAGAGCCCUCAAUAACACUGCAAGGAUUUAAAUCCCCCUGCCACGGAGAGCUGGGAUGGGCUGGGCAGGAGCCACGGCUCCAGCAGGACCACGGCACUGCCCUGUCACCUACCCCCACCCCAGAUGUGGCUUUGUGCCUGAGCCGAGCUGAGCUUUGUAAAAAGAUCCUCGUGUUAAUGGUUUCUGGGACAUCAUUCAGGGAAUGUUUUCGGGUUAUUUAUGUGACUGGGAAGGGAAUAAACAGUAGUUGCUUA
Messenger RNA from Taeniopygia guttata (zebra finch), 1040 nucleotides. RefSeq names its product protein CutA homolog. NCBI's taxonomy places the organism in Eukaryota, Metazoa, Chordata, Aves, Passeriformes, Estrildidae. Gene Ontology annotation, biological process: response to metal ion. The record is from RefSeq and is a predicted model, not a curated record. Gene Ontology annotation, molecular function: copper ion binding.